Messenger RNA from Daucus carota subsp. sativus, 1068 nucleotides. RefSeq lists its product as uncharacterized. Gene Ontology annotation, cellular component: nucleus; mitochondrial matrix. NCBI's taxonomy places the organism in Eukaryota, Viridiplantae, Streptophyta, Magnoliopsida, Apiales, Apiaceae. Gene Ontology annotation, molecular function: DNA-directed DNA polymerase activity; chromatin binding. The transcript has 9 exons. The record is from RefSeq and is a predicted model, not a curated record. Bases 1 to 1068 code for a protein of 355 amino acids. Gene Ontology annotation, biological process: replication fork processing; mitochondrial DNA replication; response to UV.
AUGGAUUAUUCUUACAAUGGAUCUGAAAGCAUGAUUUCAGUCGGUGAUGUUCCAAGUUCAUCAGAUAGAGUGCUGCGAUUAUUACACGAGAUUCGUGAUGAUAUUAGUGAACAAAAUGCAGUAAGGAAUGAACUAUGGGUAACAUUUCCUAGACAAGAGCAAGCUAUUAGUUAUCAAAAAGAACAUAGCAAUGUUUUUAUAUUUAGCUAUCAAGACCAUGUUAAUGGUCAGAGGAGGUUUGUUGUUUCAAGCUAUAAGGAGUUUUGGCGAAGGUACAAGAACAUGAAUCCCAAAUAUCGUCAUCAUUAUGAAGUUAUUCAGGAGGGAUUACCAUGCCACCUUUAUUUUGAUUUGGAAUUCAAUAAGAUCGAAAACUCAAACAACAAUGGUGAGGAAAUGGUUGAUAUACUGUUAUCACUUGUUUUUGAUUUCAUGAAUGAGAAGUAUUCUAUUGAAGGAGAUAAAGAGUGUGUUGUUGAACUUGAUUCGUCAACAGAAGAAAAAUUUUCUCGCCAUAUAAUCAUUUGUUUCCCUAACACUGCUUUUAAGAACAACCGACAUGCUGGUGCAUUUGUUGGUGAGAUUUGCUCAAGGAUACAAAAUGAAAGGGGAAGAGAUGGAAGAUUUGAAAAAUUGUUCAUAUUAAAAGAUAGGAACUCAUCUCAUGUGAAUAAAGAAGUUUUUAUUGAUAGAGCAGUGUAUUCCAGAAAUCGAUGCUUUCGCUUACCAUUGUCUUCAAAAGCACGAAAGACUUCUAUACUUGUACCUACUGGACGUUUUAAGUGCAGGUUAAUGAGUGAGGAAGAUAUGUUUAUGGCAUCUUUGAUCUGCAAAGUGGAUGUUGAUGUUCAAAAGAUUCUUAUAUGUGAAAUGGAUAUUGGUUGUUCAAACACUCUCCAAUUUGCUACACAGGUUCAUGUGAACUUCCAUAAAGAUUAUGGAGUCCCAAGAAAUCUUCUGUCAAAUUCUUGCAUAAUUGAUUCGUCAAGAAUAUUUCAGACAGGGAGAUCACUGUUUCCACUAUUGGAUAUGUUUCUAAGUGACACAAAUGGCAUUGACAUAUACUAA